CCUUGAAACGUGACCCUGAACGCAUCACCAGCAGCAGAAGAACAGGAGCAGCCACAUAUAGACAAGCUCACCACUUCUCACUACAGCUUUCAUAUUUUUCACAUGAGACUUGUGCUCUUCUGUUAGCUAACUGCAAUGUCAGCCUCUCGCACAGUAAUUUGUUUGCUAAGGAACGACCUGCGCCUUCAUGACAACGAGCUUUUCCACUGGGCUCAGAGAAACUCGGAGCAUAUAGUCCCUCUGUACUGCUUUGACCCGAGACAUUAUGUGGGAACAUAUAACUUCAACCUGCCAAAGACUGGGCCUUUCCGCCUGCGCUUCUUGCUGGAAAGCGUCAGAGACCUUAGAAACACGCUGCUCAGCAAGGGAAGCAAUCUGGUGGUGAGGAAUGGUAAACCGGAGGAGGUGGUCGCUGACCUCAUCAAGCAGCUCGGCUCCGUUAGCAGUGUGGCUUUCCAUGAAGAGGUUGCUACAGAAGAGCUGAAUGUGGAGAAAAAGGUGAAGGAAGUCUGUGCUCAGCUAAAGGUGCAAGUUCACACCUGUUGGGGCUCCACGCUGUACCACAGAGAGGAUCUACCGUUUCCACAUAUAUCCAGGCUACCUGAUGUCUACACAGAGUUCAGAAAAGCGGUGGAGAGUAAGAGCAGGGUGAGGCCUGUGCUGCCAACCCCUGAGAGGCUGAAUCCUCUUCCCCCAGGGUUGGAAGAAGGAGCUAUUCCCACAGCAGAGGACCUUCAGCAGACCGAGCCUGUGAGUGACCCUCGCUCAGCUUUCCCAUGCGCUGGAGGAGAAAGCAGCGUCCUUGCAAGACUCCAGCACUAUUUCUGGGACACUGAUGCAGUGGCGACUUACAAAGAGACUCGUAACGGGUUGAUUGGAGUGGAUUACUCCACUAAGUUUUCACCAUGGCUGGCUUUGGGAUGCAUUUCUCCGCGGUACAUUUACCAUCAGAUCAAAAAGUACGAGCGGGAGCGGACAGCCAAUCAGAGCACCUACUGGGUCAUUUUUGAGCUUUUGUGGAGGGACUACUUCAAGUUUGUGGGCAUUAAAUAUGGAAACAAAAUGUUUCAGCUAAAAGGGCUUCAAGGAAAGUCAGUUCCAUGGAAGAUGGACACAAAGCUGUUUGAUGCAUGGAAAGAGGGACGGACAGGCGUACCUUUUGUUGAUGCAAACAUGAGAGAACUUGCACUGACGGGCUUCAUGUCCAACAGGGGGCGCCAAAAUGUUGCAAGCUUUCUCACAAAGGAUCUGGGCCUUGACUGGAGACUGGGAGCUGAGUGGUUUGAAUACCUGCUGAUCGAUCAUGAUGUCUGCAGCAAUUAUGGGAACUGGCUCUACAGCGCUGGUAUAGGAAAUGACCCCAGAGAGAACAGGAAGUUCAACAUGAUCAAACAAGCCCUCGACUAUGACAACAAUGGGGAGUACGUGAGACGGUGGGUCCCAGAGUUAGGUGCUAUCAGGGGCCCUGACGUUCACACACCCUGGAACCUGAGCUCAGCUUCACUGUCACACGCUGGAGUGUCGCUCGGUGAGACCUACCCAACCCCCAUGGUCACUGCGCCUGAAUGGAGCCGACAUUUUGGCAAGAAACCGAGCGGUGCAGGACCAUCACCAAAAGGAAAGAAAGGCCCGUCGCACCAUCCCAAACAGCACAGAGACAGAGGCAUCGACUUCUAUUUCUCCAAAAGUAAAAACCUGUGAAACGUGGCGCUGCAGAGGAGGAAUGAAACCUAAGAUCUAAAUUCUGGGUCAUGUCAUCAAUUUUCACACAGCCUAUAAGGGAAGUCAUCUGAGUAGAAAAAGGCUACUUUUAGCUCCUUAAAGCUGAACCGAUACAAAUAUGCCUUGCAAGUAAUACCUCAACCUUUUUACAUCUGUGUAUUCUAUAAGGAUUUUAUGUUACAGAUGAACACAAAGUAGCGAAAUUAAAGAAAAAAUUUUUUUUUAAUAAAAAUGAUAAAAAUGU
Cyprinodon tularosa is the source of this 1966-nucleotide messenger RNA. RefSeq names its product cryptochrome DASH (gene cry-dash). The record is from RefSeq and is a predicted model, not a curated record. The transcript has 14 exons. Lineage: Eukaryota; Metazoa; Chordata; Actinopteri; Cyprinodontiformes; Cyprinodontidae. Gene Ontology annotation, molecular function: damaged DNA binding; deoxyribodipyrimidine photo-lyase activity; FAD binding. Gene Ontology annotation, biological process: photoreactive repair. The coding region runs from base 136 to 1701 and encodes 521 amino acids.